This is a messenger RNA of Lecanosticta acicola, 1358 nucleotides long. The record is from the annotation of a GenBank genome assembly. Lineage: Eukaryota; Fungi; Ascomycota; Dothideomycetes; Mycosphaerellales; Mycosphaerellaceae.
AUGUCAACCGAGCCGUACCAGCUGACCGCAACAGAAGUCUUGGGCAAGUACAAGUCCGGCGAUCUCACCGUCGCGCAAUACGCCGAGUCUCUGCUUAGACACAUUGGCGCUCGCGAUAAUGUCGUGAAGGCGUGGGCAUAUCUGGAUCCGGACCAAGUCCUGGAGCAGGCGAAAACACUGGACAAAGUGCCCAAAGACCAGCGUGGCCCACUUCACGGCAUCGCCGUUGCGGUCAAAGAUGUCAUCUACACAAAAGGUACAGUCUGGUGAAUCAUUUGCAACACGCCCCUGCUACGAUCUGAUGAUGGAAAGGCAUGCCGACCCAAUUCAACUCGCCGAUCUAUGAGAAUGACCAGCCGGAAGUGGAUGCUGCCAGCGUCAUCAUGCUCCGUCAGGCUGGCGCCUUGAUUCUGGGCAAGACCACUACAACGGAAUUCGCCGCCAAUACUGUCGGCACGAAGACGACAAACCCUCACGAUCCAACACGAACACCCGGGGGCUCGUCUUCCGGAUCUGGUGCCGCAGUUGGUGAUUUCCAAGCACCCUUGGCUCUUGGCACACAAACUGGAGGCUCCACCAUCCGCCCUGGCAGUUUUAAUGGAAUCUAUGCCUUGAAGCCGACAUGGAAUGCAAUUUCACGAGAAGGUCAGAAGAUCUAUAGCCUGGACUUUGACACGAUUGGAUUGUAUGCCCGCUCCGUGGAAGAUCUGGAGCUCUUGGGGGGCGUCUUUGGCCUCAAAGAUGAUGAGAUACCAGCACCAAUUACCGCCGGAGUCAAGGGCCUAAAAUUUGCGUUCUUGAAGACGAUGUUGUGGGAUCACGCGGGAUCAGGCACCCGUCGGGCAUUCGAAAAAGGCAAGCAGCAACUGGAGACAGCUGGAGCCGAAGUCGAAGAGAUUGAAUUUCCACCGGAUUUCACCAAGCUACCAGAGUGGCAUACUUGCGUUCUAUAUUCUGAAGGCCGGGUGAUGUUCCGACCAGAUUAUUUGAAAGCAAAGGACAAACUGGGGCGGUUCUUGCAAAGCCAUGUUGAGGAAGCACAUGGGUACAGCCGCAAGGACUUCCUUCAAGCAUUCGAUGGUAUUGCAGCCCUUCGGCCGAAGUGGGACGCCAUCGCUGAAAAGUAUGCCGCGGUCGUGGUACCGUCUGUACCAGAUGAGGCACCCUCAGGGCUGGAGAGUACAGGCAGUGCCGUCUUCAAUUCUAUGUGGACGGCUCUACACGUGCCCGUGAUCAACAUACCCGGAUUCAAAGGAGACAAUGGAAUGCCAGUCGGGCUCAGCUUGACUUUGGCCCGAUACAACGAUAUGGCGCUACUGAACGUUGCAAAGGAGGUGAGCAAGGUGUGGGCUGAGUAG